AUGGGCAAGAAGCGCGGCCACCCCGACGUUGAGGACGUCCUAUCUCGACCGUGGUGCUACUACUGCGAGCGUGAUUUUGAAGAUCUGAAGCUUCUCAUUUCUCACCAGAAGGCCAAGCACUUCAAGUGCGACCGAUGCGGACGUCGUCUGAACACAGCUGGAGGUCUCUCCGUCCAUCUGAACCAAGUCCAUAAAGAAACUCUCACCCAGGUCGAGAACGCGCUGCCCAACCGCCAGGGACUCGAUGUCGAGAUCUUCGGCAUGGAGGGUAUCCCCCAGGACAUCCUGGACCAGCACCGAAACCGCAUCAUCCAGAACUUCUACCAGGCCCAGGAGGAUCGCCGUAUUGCCACUGGCAACCCUUUGCCAGGACAAGCAAAGCAGCCGCGCAAGAAGCUCAAGGUUGAGACACCUGAGGAAUUGAAGGCGCGUCUCGCUGAGCAUAGAGCAAAGAGGGCUGCAGGGCAAGUUGGAGGAACCAGCGGCAGUCCUGCCAACGGCGCCCCUGCAAGCGCAAGCCCCGGUGCAUUCAACAACUCUCCCUACCCCCCGCCGCAAGCACCGUACGGCGCUCCUCCCGACCAGACCUACCCGCCUGGAGCUGCACCUGGCGCUCCCCAAUAUCCCCAACAGGGAUACCAGUCCGGUAAUUACAACGGCUCUUCGCUGCCGGCGAGGCCAUCAAGCGGCCCGGAGGCGGCUGCCGGUCUUCCGCAACGACCGCCUCAGUACGGCGGCCAGUUCUGGAAUGGUACCGGUGCUCCGCCUCAAUACCCUGGCGCAUCGACUGUCGAUGAGCUGGUAUCGGGUGCGGCACAGCACGGCGACGAAAUCGACGAGCUCAUUCGCCGGGCCGAGUCUGGCAUCAAGGCCCCGAAGCCGGAGGACGAGGAAGCCGCUGGAGAAAAGAAGUCGAAGAAGGACAAGGAAAAGAAUGUCAGGAUGGUUUACGCCGAUACCGAAGUCAGUCCGGAGGAGCGGAUGGCGCAAUUACCCAAAUACGCCUGGACGCCGGUUGCCUCGUGA
Molecule: messenger RNA, 1026 nt
Organism: Colletotrichum chrysophilum
Lineage: Eukaryota; Fungi; Ascomycota; Sordariomycetes; Glomerellales; Glomerellaceae
Exons: 4
Coding region: 1-1026 (341 amino acids)
Cellular component (GO): nucleus
Molecular function (GO): DNA binding
Source: RefSeq, a predicted model, not a curated record